UUUUUUUUUCGCUAUAAAAGCCAGCUCACACGGCUGAUGGCAAUUAGUUGUGGAAGCGACAGUUUAGCCCACUCGGAACUUGUAAAUCAGCUGUUUAGCAAGUAUCUUGUAAGAGCUCACGCAAUAAACCAAGAAGAAAACGAUGAUAAAAACAUUUGGUGUCGUCCUCCUAAUGAUGGUGGCGGCAACGUAUUCCAUCGAUUAUUGCUCCGAAUCACUCUGUGACGGCUCAUCACACAUUGCCUGCAAAAAUACAGGGAAAUUCGCCCCAGAGUGUCCAUCAAAUACGGUUCUCAUCGACUUCAAUGGCAAAUUAAAAGACUUUGCUGUAAGAUCACACAAUAUUUACCGUGACCAAAUUGCCAGAGGAAAGAUUGACGGCUACAAAAAGGCUGCACGAAUGGCAGCUCUUGUAUGGAAUGAUGAAUUGGCCAAGCUCGCCGAGUACAAUGUAAAAAGAUGCAUUUUUGGACACGAUGAAUGUCGUAAUACUGCCGUGUUCAUGUAUGCUGGUCAGAAUUUGGGCCUAAUUAAAAACUCAAAAAAACUCCCAACGCCAGAAGAUGCCAUUGAAACCAUCACCAAGGGCUGGUUCGAUGAGUUUAAAGACGGCAACAUGAAUGUCAUCGAUAAAUUUCGCCAUUUGGAUAAAAUGAUUGGACACUUCACGCAAGUUGUACGAGAUGAAGCGUAUGCAGUCGGAUGUGCAAUGGUGCAAUUCAAAAAGGGCCGAUGGCACACUACCAUUUAUGCCUGCGAUUAUACGUUGACAAACAUCAAUGGCUAUCCCAUUUAUGAAAAAUCAUCGAAAACCGCAUCGGGAUGCAAAACUGGAACCCACAAAGAAUUCCGUGGACUUUGCAGUGCCAAAGAAGUUUUCAACAAUAAUUUGUUUUACAAUUGAUUCGGAAAAUGGUUUAAAUGGCAAUAAUCAAUGAAAAUAGUCUAAAAAAAGAUCUCUCCUAUGUUUUGAUUGAAUUUAAAUAUAGCAGUAGAAUUUGUUGAAGUUUUUUUUUUCAAAAUUUCUUACAUCAAAAUUUAGUUUCAUUUAAAAAAAAAUCUUGCGCAAAAUUUGUGCAUACAAAAUUCAUUUUGAAGAAGUAAAAUACAAAUUGAGUAAUAAAUUGAAUAAAAAACCGA
Sitodiplosis mosellana (orange wheat blossom midge) is the source of this 1140-nucleotide messenger RNA. RefSeq names its product antigen 5 like allergen Cul n 1-like. The transcript is spliced from 7 exons. The coding region runs from base 143 to 904 and encodes 253 amino acids. NCBI's taxonomy places the organism in Eukaryota, Metazoa, Arthropoda, Insecta, Diptera, Cecidomyiidae. The record is from RefSeq and is a predicted model, not a curated record.